Messenger RNA from Phacochoerus africanus (Common warthog), 1766 nucleotides. It is a transcript of the gene RHAG, whose product is annotated as Rh associated glycoprotein. Gene Ontology annotation, biological process: ammonium transmembrane transport; ammonium homeostasis. The transcript has 10 exons. The coding region runs from base 1 to 1302 and encodes 433 amino acids. Gene Ontology annotation, molecular function: ammonium channel activity. The record is from RefSeq and is a predicted model, not a curated record. Lineage: Eukaryota; Metazoa; Chordata; Mammalia; Artiodactyla; Suidae. Gene Ontology annotation, cellular component: plasma membrane.
AUGAGGUUCACAUUCCCUCUGAUGGCCACUGGCCUGGAGGUUGCCAUGAUUGUUUUAUUUGCAACAUUUGUUCAGUAUGAAACAGAUCAGAACCUUUCCCAGAAGCCCAACAGCACCAGCGUGGACUUGGACACAUCCGGGGACUUGUAUCCUUUCUUCCGAGAUGUGCAUAUUAUGGUAUUUGCUGGGUUCGGCUUCCUCAUGACCUUCCUGAGAAAAUAUGGCUUCAGCAGUGUCGGCAUCAACUUCCUCAUUGCUGCCCUGGGCCUCCAGUGGGGCACCAUUGUACAGGGGAUCCUGCACAUGCACGGAGAGAAAUUUCACAUUGGAAUCAAAAACAUGAUCAACGCAGACUUCAGUACAACCACAGUUCUGAUUUCUUUUGGAGCUGUCCUGGGAAAAACAAGUCCAAGCCAAAUGCUGAUCAUGACAGUUUUAGAAAUUGCUGCCUUUGCUGGCAAUGAAUAUCUGGUUGGCAAUAUAUUUUUGGCCUCUGAUAUUGGAGCAUCCAUGACCAUCCACGCCUUUGGGGCCUACUUUGGUUUGGCUGUAGCCGGUGUCUUGUACCGAUCAGGCCUGAGAAGAAGGCAUCCCAAGGAAGAGUCUGUGUACCACUCAGACUUGUUUGCAAUGAUUGGGACUCUUUUCCUCUGGAUAUUUUGGCCCAGCUUCAACUCAGGCAUUGCCACACCUGGAGACACACAGAGAAGGGCCAUUGUGAACACAUACUUCUCCCUCGCCGCCUGCGUGGUCACCGCUUACGCGUGUUCCAGCCUUCUCGAGCAAAACGGCAAACUCAACAUAGUUCACAUUCAGAAUGCAACCCUUGCCGGAGGAGUGGCUAUGGGCACGUGUGCAGACAUGAAAAUCCCCCCAUACUUUUCUUUGAUCCUUGGGAGCAUUGCAGGAAUUAUAUCCGUACUUGGGUUUAAGUUCCUGACACCAUUUUUCACUACUAAACUGAGGAUCCAUGAUACAUGUGGAGUCCAUAACCUGCACGGCUUACCUGGUGUGAUAGGAGGCCUCGCCAGCAUCGUGGCCAUAGCCAUGGAGAUACCUACCAUGUCUACUGCCAUGGAUAUGCAGGCGAUUAGACAGGCAGCUGCACUAGGUUCUUCCAUUGGAAUAGCAAUUGUUGGAGGGCUAAUCACAGGUUUGAUUCUAAAGAUACCUAUCUGGGGACAGCCAUCUGACGAGAACUGUUAUGAGGAUUCUGUUUACUGGGAGGUUCCUAAGAGGAUAGAACAUGACAGUGUUUUCCCCGAACAUAGGAGCCACAACCAGCUGGAACCUGAAGCCUAAAAACCACUGUGCCCCCUGUUCUUUUCCUGUUAUCGAGACUCAAAACAAUAUGGCAGCAUCCAGUGAGAAAGUGGACCAGAACGGAUGGAUCCUGAGCCCCAAAUGUCCAGUAUGAAAAUAAACAUAAUCUGGUGCUCUCUCUUAGUAUCAAGGAUCAUUUAGUGGAAGACAUGUGACUCAUAAAACAGGUGGUCAAAUGGAUUUUAUUCAGGGCAUUCAGAAUCACUCUUGCCAGUGGGUAGGUACAGGGUGAAGAUUCCAUGUAUUUCUUGUGGGGGUUUUUCCCCACACAGAGAAGGAUUUACAAAGAAAUCAACACUUUCUAAUCACGUCCAUUCCUUAAUGUACAUACUAUGUCUUCAAUCUCAGAGAUUACGAAACUGAGGCCAAUGAAACAAUAAUUUAUGUAAGAGAUCUAUGUAAGAAAUAAAAAAGAUGUGAAGUUCCUGUUGUGGCUCAGGGUU